Messenger RNA from Vigna radiata var. radiata (mung bean), 771 nucleotides. RefSeq lists its product as uncharacterized. The record is from RefSeq and is a predicted model, not a curated record. Bases 1 to 771 code for a protein of 256 amino acids. Lineage: Eukaryota; Viridiplantae; Streptophyta; Magnoliopsida; Fabales; Fabaceae. The transcript has a single exon.
AUGGCGUUCUACACGGACAACGAUUCAGUCAUAUGCAGAGCCUUCUCCUUGUCACUCAAGGACGAGGCUUUGGAAUGGUACAACAUUCUUCCCCCAAGCUCAGUAGAUUGCUUCGCCACCGUGGAAACCCCCUUUAGAAGGCAAUAUGCCUCCAAUCGAAAACAGGAGAGUACACCGGCAAAAUUGGUAAAUACUAAAGAGGAGAAGGGGAAAAUUUUGAAGGCCUUUUUGAAAAGGUAUACUAAAACCUCACGACGAGUUAAAGAUAUUAAUCACUCUUUUAUCAUCAACAAUUUGCCUUCAUGCCUAAGACUAGGAUAUUUUACUGAAAAAUUGUAUGCACAACAACCAAAAACUAUGGAAGAACUCCAAAAAAGAGCAGUUGAGGAUAUGCAAAUUUCACAAAGAAAGCAACAACAAGAAGUUGAUGUAAGCAGAAAUAGAAAGGACAGCAGACUAUCGUUCAAUGACGACAACAAGGGAGGAGGUUCUCGACCAAAAUACUUCCCCCUAAUGCCUAAGUUUGAUCAUUACACAACUGUUAAUGCACCCAGGGCAAAAAUCCUUGAGGAAGCUCUUAGCGCUGAACUUCUUUCAGUCAAAAAGCUUCAUUCACCUAAAAAUGUUGAUGAUGGAAAGCACUGUCAAUACCAUCAAAACCUAGGGCAUAUAGUAGAGACCAAACAGUUAACAUUUAGGACUGUUCGGUCCAUCCACUACAGCAAAAAUGGUAAACCAGGUCAAAAUGAUUUUAUUGAUGUUUGGCCAUAA